Molecule: messenger RNA, 2179 nt
Organism: Danaus plexippus (monarch butterfly)
Lineage: Eukaryota; Metazoa; Arthropoda; Insecta; Lepidoptera; Nymphalidae
Exons: 5
Coding region: 166-1887 (573 amino acids)
Source: RefSeq, a predicted model, not a curated record
UGUAUGUCAAAUGACAAACAAUAAAAAGAUAUUGUUAUCAGUUAUUUAAAACAACUUUAACUGAGGUUUUUUGUUUCAAAAAUUUAUAUUUUAAAAAAGAUACGUUUUUUAAGUUUCGGUAUCUUAAAGUUCAAUAACGUAUGAAGUUUUCCAAUCAUUAUUAAAAUGAAUACAAUCGUUAAUAAUUGUCAGAAUAUUCUGCAAAAUUUGCUUCCUGCAUCUGCUUUAUCAGACGUAAACUGUUUUGUAUUCUAUGAUAAUCAUCCUAUGGACCAGAGACCGUUAGACAUUACUAUCUGCUCGAAAUGUGAAGUACGAGAAUAUUUCCAACGAGAAUUGAUAUCUUCGAUACAAAUUUUUAAUGCUUCCGAUAUAAGAAUAGUUAGGAAUGCUAAAUGUCAAUUAUUUUAUCUAGUUUCAUGCCCUAAUGAAAUUUUUAUACUAUCAUCAAGUCAAGGCAAAAUGGGUGUAUACAAACACAUCCCACAUGUUAAAUCUUUCACAAUGGAAGAUUGUUCUUGCACAGGGAAAGAAACUCUCAAAAUUAUCCAGGAACAUGAUGCCAUACCUCUGAUUUUGGAUGAUAAUUUUAAUAUUAUUGAACACCAAUUUGCUAUGACCAAACCUGGAACGGAUACUGAACAUAUGUUGUCUUUAAACUGUAAAUUGAAUACCAAAUUAACUGAAGCAAUGUUUAUAACAAAAUGUAAUGAAAAAACUUUGGAUGAGUAUAUCAAAAUAAGACAAUUAGCUUCAUUUUCUUUAUACCAAAAGGCAUGUAAUCAAGGUUAUUCUGCCAUAAACCUCAGUUUAGAAAGGGUAUCCAGUGCACUGAAGGUUGAGACUAAAGAUCCCAUUGUAAAAUUAUGUAAUAAAAAAAUUCUAGUAAUUUUAAAAAUAUGCAACAAAAAUCCAGAGUCAUUGGAAAAUGUUGUAGUAUUACUUCAAGGAACUAAUUUACCUUCAAUAGAUUAUACCACAAUACUAUUGAAAGAAACUUCUGAUGCACCACAUUUGAAGAAAAUUGAUUCUCAGAUAGACAGUAACUCGGAGGUAAUAGUUAUAGCAGUUGUUGACUUAGACGAACUUAAAUAUAAUGUUUCAAGUAGAUUGGAUUUUGAUGUUGUUGUAUCAUAUAAAAGGAAUGACGAAAUUUACUUGCUGCCAUUUAAAAGUGUUUCAAUAUCAGCCAUGGACACUAUGGGGACAGAUUUUGAUAUUUUAGCCUGUAAUGAAGAUUACAAAUCCAUAGUGUUAGCUGUAAUUGCAACAUCUCAAAAAUUUGAUUUAAAAUUAAGACACGUUAAGAGUAAUAACGAAGCGAGUGUUGAUCCUUCAAACAUAUUCCUGAAUUACUUAAAAAUGAGAUCAAUAUCUAAUAUUGAGAAUGUUGCCCUUCAUAAUGAAUCACCCUUCCAUAUAUUACAUGGUGUGAUGGUAGUUUACAACACCAGCAUCAUUCAAGAUCACACCAUAGACAUUCAGGUGUAUACGAGACAACCAUCACAAGUGCUGGCAUUAAUCCAUUAUAUGUAUCAGAAAGUACCGCACAGAAUAAUUGUAACCACAUCUAGGUUACAACUUAAGCCAAUUGUAGAUGAAUAUAAUUUAAAUGAUUUUAAAGAAGAAACAGACGCUAUUAGAUAUGAUUAUCAAGAUUAUGCUAUAUCUAUUGUGAAACAGAUUGAAAUAAUACAGAAAUAUUUACAUGAAUGUUUGGAGAAUAUGAAAGAAAACGGUGAUCAAACCCAGAAUAAAGUUGACAUUACGGCACAAGGAUUACAUGAAUAUAACAAAUUUAGAGAGGAAUUAUUAAAAAUAUUACAAUCGCAGAAAAAUAUCAAACAAGUGAAAGAAAAUGAGCUCCAAAUUCCCAUGUCGGAAUAAUGUCUUUGGAAAAAGAUGAAUUAAUAUUGAAAUAUUCAUCAGUGUAAUUUAAAUUUACAUAAAAGAAUUGAAGUAAUUUUACAUGUAUUUAAGGAGGAUAGAUAUUAUAUUUUUAUUACCUAUAUGUUUAAGAAAGCGACUAUUUUUAUAGAUAUGAUGCAUAGUUACCAAAAGAAAUAUUUUAUAAUAAAAGUGAAAAAUGUUGUGUCUUAUUUGAUAUGAAAAUACUGGUUGAAUUGUACAGGGUUAAAAAUGAAGUUGAAUAAAUUUGUAAUACUUUUUUUUAUUCUAA